GCAGCUUCAACUGUUUCUGAGUCAGCUCCCUCGUUACAAACAGGAACUUACCGCCACCAAACUGAGCUGAACGCUGUUUUAAAACUGACCCCAGAUCAGCGGUUUGGCAUCCGGGUUCCUCUUGUGACAGUCAGCUGAGUUCAGAUAGGAUAUUGGAAAAGCUUCGAGCUCUCCUGUCUGACAACAAGAAGCACACUCAUAGUGAUUGUAAACUGGCAGACAUGGCCACAAACCCACCCAAGUUAAAGACUGUGAUUUCUGGCAAUGAGAGGCUGCAAAACCUGAAAAAUACUUUCGAGACAAAGUAUGGAGAAGCUCCUCUCUUCUAUGCGUAUGCACCUGGAAGGGUAAAUCUAAUAGGAGAGCAUAUUGAUUACUGUGGCUAUUCUGUUCUUCCGAUGGCCAUUGAACCGAAUAUCCUCGCAGCCGUCUCGGUUAACAGUUCAGGGACAAUCACUCUGGCCAACACAAAUCCUCAAUACAAGGAUUUCACUGUGUCGUGUUCAGAGGACAUCGCCAUUGACAGAGAGAAUCCAAAGUGGUUUUAUUAUUUUCUCUGUGGAGUUAAAGGUAUUCAGGAGAACUUUGGGAUUGCUCCUUUAGCAGGGAUGUCGUGUGUCGUAGAUGGAACCAUUCCUCCGAGCUCUGGCCUGUCCAGUUCUAGUGCCUUAGUUUGUUGUGCCGGGCUUGUAACAAUGGAGGCAAAUCAGAAGUCCCUAUCCAAGGUGGCGCUGGCUGAGAUAUGUGCCAAAUGUGAGCGCUACAUUGGCACAGAGGGAGGGGGCAUGGACCAGUCCAUCUCAUUCUUGGCAGAGAGAGGAACUGCAAAGCUGAUAGAGUUCCAGCCUCUGAGGGCCACCGAUGUCAAGCUCCCUGAUGGGGCCGUGUUUGUGAUCUCCAACUGCUGCGUGGAGAUGAACAAAGCUGCUUCUUCUCACUUCAACAUCCGUGUGGUGGAGUGUCGGAUCGCCACAAAGAUGCUGGCUCAGGCCCGGGGUCUAGACUCGAGCAGGCUGUUGAAGCUGGCCCAGGUUCAGACGGAGCUGAAGGCCUCCCUGGAGGAGAUGCUGGCUCUGGUGGACGAGGCGUUGCAUCCUGAGCCGUACAGCCGAGAGGAGAUCUGCAAGACGCUGGGCAUCACCUCUGAGCAGUUUUCCACAGACCUGCUGAGCGCUAACACUCAGCAUGAGACGCAUUUCAAGCUGCACCAGCGAGCCAAGCAUGUGUACAGUGAAGCUGCGCGGGUGCUGCGGUUUAAGAGCGUGUGCGACUCUGAACCUGCCGGAUCCAUACAGCUACUGGGAGACCUGAUGAACCAGAGCCAUGCAAGCUGCAGAGAUCUGUAUGAGUGCAGCUGCUGUGAACUGGAUCAACUGGUGGACAUCUGUCUGAAGUCGGGGGCUGUGGGCUCCCGGCUGACAGGAGCAGGUUGGGGCGGCUGUGCUGUCUCCAUGGUUCCUGAGGAGAAGGUGGAGUCUUUCUUACAAGCAGUGAGGGAGUCCUACUACCUUCCUGAUCCACGCAGAGCAGCGAUGGAAAAACAGAGUUUGUUUGUGUCAAAGCCGGGAGGAGGAGCUGCAGUUUUCCUUGAGGAGUGAAAUACAUCAUACAUGUCUGUUUAUACAGCUAUGAUUCAAUUUAAAAUACACUGCUGCAGGGAAAUAAAUGAUAUUUUCUUACACUUGAGACAGGAAGCACUUGCAAAUUGCAAAAAUUUUACCUCUCUAUCUUUACUGAUUAUUCUUCUAUUCAUUAACAGUGGUGAAACAUUUCUUACAAAGGGAUCAUGCUUUUUGUGUUAAAACAUGUUUGUUUUUUUUAAUCAUGAAUGUUAGGGUUUUUAUUAUAUUGAUUUUUGUAGACAAUUCACUGUCUCACUGUUCGCCUCAGAAAAGAAAAGAAGACAAAUAAAAUAUCAAUCAUGUUUAA
This is a messenger RNA of Morone saxatilis (striped sea-bass), 1929 nucleotides long. RefSeq names its product galactokinase 2 (gene galk2). Gene Ontology annotation, molecular function: galactokinase activity; ATP binding. Bases 222 to 1598 code for a protein of 458 amino acids. The record is from RefSeq and is a predicted model, not a curated record. Gene Ontology annotation, cellular component: cytoplasm; cytosol. The transcript is spliced from 10 exons. Gene Ontology annotation, biological process: carbohydrate phosphorylation; galactose metabolic process. NCBI's taxonomy places the organism in Eukaryota, Metazoa, Chordata, Actinopteri, Moronidae.